This is a messenger RNA of Setaria italica (foxtail millet), 1626 nucleotides long. RefSeq names its product nudix hydrolase 8. The record is from RefSeq and is a predicted model, not a curated record. Bases 192 to 1295 code for a protein of 367 amino acids. Lineage: Eukaryota; Viridiplantae; Streptophyta; Magnoliopsida; Poales; Poaceae. The transcript has 9 exons. Gene Ontology annotation, molecular function: NAD binding; ADP-ribose diphosphatase activity; NADH pyrophosphatase activity.
GUGGAGCUCAGCCAUUCGCGCGUCGACCACGGCGGUAUCCGAGCGAGCAAGCAGGUACAGUAGUUCAGUUCAGUAGCGCCCAGUAGGCAGGCAACGCGCGCGCAACGGUUGUAGCAGUAUCGCCGUAGCAUCAUCUCCGUUCCAAAGCAGUUUGGGGGUGCCUCGAGCUAUCGUGGAGUGUACAGCCGAGGAUGGAGAGCAGCCUGCUCGACACCGCCGUGGCUGCCGCCAGCCUCUACCCGGCGGCGGCCAGGCGCCGCCGCGCCGGGAGCACGGCGAGCUUCCUCAGCUGCUCCUCCUGCUCCUCCAGAGACUGCAGGGUGAGCGCGUCCUACUCCCACUCCAUCAGCCGGAUGCUGAGCGGGGUGCGGUCGGCGGCGCGCAAGAAGCUGUUCAGGGCCGACCCGGCCGACCUGCUGGGCGUCGCCAACUGGCCGGAGACGGGCGGCGGCCACCAGCAGCACUGGUGGACGGCGCUGGAGCACAACUUCGUGCUGGAGGCCACCGACGACGAGUACGGCGGGGUCGUCGUCGACGCCGACAGGCUGCCGGCCGACAAGGCCGCCUUCGCGCGCUCGCUCGCGGCGUCGCUGUCCUACUGGAAGUCCGUGGGGAAGAAAGGGGUGUGGCUGAAAUUACCAGUGGAUCUUGCCGAGUUCGUGCCCUUGGCAGUAAAGGAAGGUUUCAAGUACCACCACGCUGAGGAAUCGUACUUGAUGAUGACGUACUGGAUCCCCGACGAGCCAAACAUGCUCCCAGCAAAUGCUUCUCAUCAGGUUGGAGUUGGGGGCUUUGUGAUCAAUGAUCAAAUGGAGGUCCUAGUGGUUCAAGAGAAGUAUCACGGUUCAUCGCUGGAUGGUGUGUGGAAACUCCCCACAGGUUUCAUUCUUGCGUCGGAGGAAAUCUAUACAGGAGCUAGCAGAGAGGUGAAGGAGGAAACUGGGGUCGACACCGAAUUCGUCGAUGUCGUUGCUUUCAGGCAUGCCCACAACGUGGCGUUCCAGAAGUCCGACCUGUUCUUCAUCUGCAUGCUGAGGCCCGUUUCAAGUGAGAUCAAGAUUGAUGAGACAGAGAUUCAGGCAGCAAAGUGGAUGCCGCUGGAGGAGUUCGUGAAGCAGCCCUUCAUCCAGGAAGACCACAUGUUCCAGAAGAUAAUGGACAUCUGCAUACAGCGCCUGCGGAAGUGCUACUGCGGCCUGACGCCGCACCACGUCGUCUCCAAGUUCGACGACCGGACGUCCACGCUGUACUACAACGUGGCUGAGCCCGAGGACGUGAACUGCAGCGCCGCUUGACGAACGGAUCGCCGCCCAGCCCAUCCAUAGAUUUUGCUGCGCCAAGUUCGUAAUGCAGCAGCAAUGUUAGUGACGCCAUUAUUGCUGAGUGUGUGAAACAGCUGAAAGCGCGAGGCAAUAGCGUUGCCGAGCCUGUAAAUAUAUUUCUAGGAUACUUAGGCGAUGACGAAUCGGUAGCUGCAGUUUGGACAGUGAAUAUCUGUAUUCAAAUCCUCAACAAUAAAAGAAUCCAAGCCGGUGCUACCGAUCCGAAAAGAAUCCAAAGCCGGUGCUACUGAUGAAACUAGCGGUCUGCAACCAUAACUGAAGGUCCAUGGACCCUCUUCAAGCU